Molecule: messenger RNA, 192 nt
Organism: Paraglomus occultum
Lineage: Eukaryota; Fungi; Glomeromycota; Glomeromycetes; Paraglomerales; Paraglomeraceae
Source: the annotation of a GenBank genome assembly
AUUGUCUUACCGGAACACGAAAAAGAAUGGCUAACAUCAUACGUGAAGGCGGAAAACUGGAUUACUGAAUCCAUGAAUGAUAUAGAAACUGAAGAACAAAUAUAUAAGGAAGCAAAGCGCUAUAUUAUCAAACAAUUCAACGUUCUCGAGAGCGAGAGUCAGACUGACAAAGCGGAAGGACAUACAACACUU